CGUUGUGCCGUGACCGCUUUGCGGUCCGCAGGGAAUAACGGUGUGUGGAGGGGCCGGGCCUCCGCGGGGGCUCACCGGGGAGGGUGUAGCCCCUGGGUCGGCUGUACCCCUACAGCUAUACCUCUUUGGGAAAGCACCCGUGCCGGCCGCGGCUCACUUCUGCCUGAACAUUUUGUGCAGGUAAAUUUGAAGCAAGAAAUGAUCUUCUGAUCAGCUUUUUGGAGCUGCUGUGGCUUUUGCAUGUCACUGAGUCCCCUAAAAUAAGGUCUCCUGAGAAAAGGCAAAGUUCUUUAAGUUGGGUUACUUCUGAAUGCAUGUCUGGAAAAUGGGAGGCGCCACCAGGAAACGGUGCUUAGCAGGGUUAAGCACCCAUCUGAGACCUGCCUAUUGCACAUAAGCCUUAUGGUGCCACGUACAGAAGAGUUUAGAGAAAGAGCUUGUUCUGGCUGAGCUAGCCUGGAAGAACAAUGUGAACCACACUUGGCAUUUUGUCAUCCUUUGUCAGCUGAUCACCGGCAUAAAAUUGUCUUCCAGCAUUUUGUGGAAGAGUGACUUUUACCAUCAGUAGAAGAAGAAAUAAAGUGCAGGCUUAUCUUUUUGCUUUCAUUUUUCAAUGUGUGAAGGAAAGCCUAAGAGUGGAGGACCACAGUGGUAUGCAUCAAUCUAAAGACUUGUCAUGCACAGAAAUAUAGGAGACUUGAUUUCAAAGUAGAUCUGACUGGUUUUGCUGGUAACAGAGGAUACACCUACAAGAGCAACUAAGACAAAUCUCAUGUGUGCCAAAAGCGUUAUUGAUCCAUUUCUUUUAGAGAUGAAGAAAGUAAUGGAUUUUGUGCAGAAGAAACCUAGUAACAGCCUGGUGUCACCCUUGGGUCUGCAUUCUGUGUCUUGGCUGGCAACGGUUGCAUGUAGAGUGAACAGUCUGGUGCCUGAAAGUGAUGGAGAAUACUGGUGCUGUCUCUGAUUUGUGAAACUCUCAUAUCCAGCUCUAGAAAACUUACAGCUUAGAAGACAGUAUGGUAGAGCUCUGUCAGCAGCUUAUGUUUGCCUGCAGAAUACCAGAACUCUGGCUGUCUUCAUAAGAAGAUAAUGUCUGUGCUGCAGCAAAGGCUGAUGUGUUGUUGCUGCCCUGAAGUAUUUAUUAAAUGUUAAAGCUACUUCAUGUUGCCACCAUAGUUUCUGUUCUGCAAGUGCUGCCGGUCUACUUCCAGUGUGCUACAUGUCUGCAAUGCAUAACUGCAUCAAAAAUUGUUACAUGGAGCUGAAAGCUGAUGUGUAUGAACAAGCCAAAGCCAGGGAUUUUUGUCCCUCAUGGGCGAAGCGCCUCUUGAGAUUAUGGGGAUCAAUGUAUAAGCCAAGUACUUCCCUAAGAAUGGGAGUGGAAACAGCAGAAGUCAUUUUUAAAAGCAAAGAAAAAGACAAACAAAACACCACAAAUGAACCUACAACAAAUAGACAGCCCCCUGCUCCUACAAGAAAAAAAUGAGCAAAUGUCCCCCUCCCCCCAAAAUUAAAGCAAGAACAACAUAGGGCUUUUGAUAAUGGAGAUUCUUGUCUUUUGGACUGUUCUAUUUUGCUGAGGAAAACCAUACCAUCUCAGAUAAAGUUUAUUUCAGUGCUGAAGAUGUUCUCAUAGUCAUGGAGAUAGAAAUAUUUUUAAAUUGCAGUUAGAAGUCAACCAUCUAGCUGUUGAGGUGCAGAAGGAAGCCAUGACUUUUUUUUUUUCCCUCCUUUUUUAAGGCUUUCUUUAGAAAAAAUUUUAACGUGUUUAAAGCAGAAGCCAGUUUAUCUGGUCCAUGAACUUGAGGACUUGCAGCAGCUGUUUUCAAUAGCUUCUUAAUGCAUCCAUGUCUGAUGGCAAAUUUCACAGCAUGUACCUAAAUCACUUCGGUUGCCAUAUUUUUUUUUUUUUUUAAUAAAAAUAUACUGUGCUUUUCAAAGCACUUUUCUUGAUGAAUAGUUGACUGGGGACAGACUUACUGGUAAGGCCUGUAGUGAUAGGAUGAGGGUGAAGUUUUUAAACUAAAAGAGGGUAGAUUUAGGCUAGAUAUAAGGAAGAAUUUUUUUUUAUGAGAGUGGUGAGACACUGGCCCAAGUUUCCCAAGGAGAUGGUAGUUUCCCAUCCCUGGAAACAUUCCAGGUCAGGUUGGACAGGGCUGUAAGCAGCCUGGCCUAGUUGAAGAUGUCCCUCCUUGUGGCAGGGGGGUUGGAUUGGGUGACCUUUAAAUGUCCCUUCCAACCCAAUGAUUCUAUGAUUUUUAUGUGAAAGUUCUUUUAGAUCCUAGAAUGAAAAUCAGCUUCUUCUUUAAGAUACCUCUGAAGCCAUUCAUUGAGAUGGUUGGGAUCAGGUGUGGUUUCGUAAUCAACUUCUUGGUGCAUAUUUUGAAUAUUUGUAAUGCAAAAUCGAAGGAAUUUGUUGAAAGUUGAACAGUUGAAAUCGUCUUUUAACGGUAGGUAGGAUUUAGCUUGUGAUUGAACGUGAGGUUUUUUUCUGUUACUAGAAAUGUCCUGUUGAAUACAGCUGGAGUGGAAGAAGGUCACCUGAAUAGAAACACGUUGAGAUGACUGGGUGCUGGACUUCAGGAAUACUAGUAAUUACAGACCAACAUCUCCCCAUCCUGCAAGCUCUCCCGUUUCUUCUUGUGCAUGUGUUCUGUUCUUACCUGAAAAGGAGUGCAGUACUGAGAGGAACUCUUGUUUCUGAUGCAGAUGCCGAACUUAAAUGUUUUUGCAGAUGUGGCCUCCUUCAGAACAAAAAUGAAGUCUUAGGUCUUUCAUUAGUAAUUAGGUCCUUGUCUGACUAUGCAGGAUCAGGAGUCCUACUGAGUUCAACCAGGGGUGAUCCUCUAAGAACUGCUCCCAAAAUAAGCUUUUCUUCCCUUGGGUUUUUAUUCCAAAUGGUUGUUUGUAGACAUGUUUGGAAUUCGUCAUGUUCUACAGAGUCAUCUAACUUGACCUUCUGUAACCCAAAUUUCAAUAAAUUGGCAGCAUUGGAUUUCCCUGUUCUGUUCCUUGUCAAGCCUGCAUGGAGCCGUCUCAAAUGAAAGUAGGAAGUUGAAGGAAGGUCUGAGCCAGUCUGCUUCUGCCAGGAUGAGUUGUUGCUAAGACCACAGAUUUUGAUAACACUUCCCCUUCCAUUCUCGUGUCAUUUCAUCAGUUGUAUGACCAUUAGUAGUUGUAUUUCAAGUGUUCUGUCUGAUGGAGGUUACUGUUGCCUCUGAUGAUGCCCAUCCAGCUCACGCUUAAAAGUUUCCAGGUUAUGUGCAAGUUCUGAUAGACUGUUUUGCCAACGGCUUACCUCAUGUUUUCUAAACAUGCAGGUAAAAUAGUCCCAAGGGGUUUUUGUGAGGUGGAGGAAAAUUGUUGCCAGUUGAUAUUGAUGGAGUUCAAGUAUUUCAGGUGCUUUUGACUGUAAGGCGAGAGCAUGGUUUCUGUUAAAACUGGGUUGAUUGAAUCAUGUUAAAGCACUUCAUGUGACUUUAAUUAGAUAUUGACAAGAUUAGUGUAAGUGUUGAGAUUAAUAUACUGAAUAGAAGAUAUUUACAGCAUAUAUAAAUUGUUGUUAGUGAUAAGUAGCUGGAAUGGAUUUUGCUUGCUUGUAGCAAGGUUUCGCUUUGCCUGUGUCAGCACAAGAGGUUCCAGUUUUGGUAGAUGCUCAAGUUGAGUAUGGUGUCAGGCUACGUGGAAAUCGUGUUUUAUCUUGCCUCUAUUCUUAUCAUCUGCAGCUAUGUGUUCAGCUAUCUUGUUCCAAUAUCUUUCUUUGGAAAUGCCUCUUUGUAUCUCUUUUGCAUCUUUUCCUUAGUUUGAAGCAUUCUUUAAAUUGUAGACUAAAAGUUGCUAACGAAGCAUGCUUAGUACUUAAAUAAACUUCUGGGAUGUUGAUCUGUGGAGCUGAAUAGGUGCUCAUAAAUUCGAGGGAGUGCUUGAGAUCUGUGCCCAGGAAGUCCUGCCCAAAAGAAACAAUGCUAGGUUUGAGCGUCUGUGGAAGCUUUCGAUUGGGAAGAUAGUCUUCAAAACACCGUUCCCUUCUGUCUCCUCGAGAAUGGAAAUCUCCAUUCUCAUGGUUCUAGUGAUAACUUUGAAAGCUGAUGUGGUUUCCCUCGGAUUGGAGCUGUGUUGAUGGGUUCGAUGUGAUGUCAUUGAAGAUGGAUAUGAAAGUUCAUUUUGUGAUUAUUAGCGUUAUGGACAGCUAUAUAUUUUCUGUGUGAGAAGUACCUGUGUAUCUGAUCUUUCAAAGCUGAAAAUAUGAUUAAGUAUCACUUUCUCCUUGAUCACUUGUUGGCCUUUUUGUGUAGUGGUGAAAGCAGGUUGCAUGUGAAGAUGUUCCAUGCAAACUGAAACAUAGCGAUAAAAACAGUUUCUGAGGACUCAAUCUCUUCAUUGAGCAUCCUAGAGUAGCAACAAAUUCCAGCAAUGUUUCUCCAGGGGCUGCUAAUAUUGGAGUCCAUGUGACUCAUUUACAUUUGAAAUAAGUGGUAGAUGCUGAAGAUAGGUCACCAAGUUGGGCAUUCAGUGGACAUACUACAUUAAUGUUGGCAGACAAUAUAUAGUAAUGAAAAGUUUUCUCACCAUGUAUCUUCUUUCAAGGUUGAGGCACACAACUCAUCUCUUUCAAACAACUUCUGCUUAUAAAAGGUGGCAGUGAAGAGGCUGGAAACUAAAGAUGGCUGUUGAGAUUGUGCUGAAGUGGCAGCUGGCUAGAUGAUUUUAGCACUGAGUUUGGAAGGUGGUGGGGUACGGUGGUGGCAGAAGAUUGCCUUUCUCUGGAUUAGGAGCAUUUACAGCUGUUGGAAGUCUCCCAGGAUCUGGAAGCUUUUAUCUGUCUGGGUUUCACAUAUACACAGCAUUUAAUUGCUAUGAAGAGACCUGUCAAUGUGGUGAAUAAUUAAGGAAUUAUAUGAAUUGUUGACUAGUUCGUAGGCUGGUUCAUUAGGUCAAUGAUUUUUCUCUGUUGUGUCUGUUUACCAUGUGAUGUUUUUUAGGAUGGUCAUUUGUUGAAUCAGACUCCAUGGGGCAGCCUGUUUGCUGUGAGUCUGCCUCUGGUAGAUGGUAAAACGCUCAUUUCUAGUUUGCUGUCAGUGGCAGAUGUUAGUAUUGUAGACAUGCAAUUGGAUUUGUUUAAAAUGUGGUUGAGAUUCUGGUUCAUUUAAAGGUCUCUCUUUUUAAACAUCACAGUAACCCUUCUGAUUCUGUGCUUCAUUGCAGAACUACCCAUGAGUUCUUGUUUGGUGCCCUUGCUGAACUUGUAGAUAAUGCCAGGGAUGCAGAUGCCACAAGAAUAGACAUUUAUACUGAGCGACGGGAAGACCUACGAGGUGGAUUCAUGCUGUGUUUUUUGGAUGAUGGAACAGGAAUGGAUUCAAAUGAAGCUGCCAGUGUUAUUCAAUUUGGUAAAUCAGCCAAGCGAUCGCCUGAGUCAACUCAAAUCGGGCAGUAUGGGAAUGGCUUGAAAUCGGGUUCCAUGCGGAUUGGGAAGGAUUUUAUCCUGUUCACAAAGAAAGACAACACCAUGACUUGCCUCCUCUUGUCACGGACAUUCCAUGAGGAAGAAGGCAUUGAUGAGGUCAUCGUUCCCCUGCCUACCUGGAAUGCACGAAGCCAGGAGCCUAUGACUGACAACAUGGAGAAGUUUGCUAUUGAGACAGAGUUAAUUUACAAGUAUUCCCCAUUCAAAUCGGAACAGGAAGUGACGGAGCAGUUUAAUAAGAUCCGUGGGGAGAAAGGCACCCUGGUGAUCAUCUUUAACCUCAAGCUAAUGGAUAAUGGAGAGCCAGAGCUGGAUGUGACUUCUGACCCCCGAGACAUUCAGAUGGCAGAAACAUCCCCAGAGGGAACAAAGCCUGAGCGCCGCUCCUUCCGUGCCUACGCUGCUGUGCUUUAUAUUGAUCCCAGAAUGAGGAUCUUCAUAAAUGGACACAAAGUACAAACCAAACGACUUUCGUGCUGCCUGUACAAGCCGAGGAUGUACAAAUAUACUUCAAACCGUUUCAAGACCCGUGCAGAGCAAGAAGUGAAGAAAGCAGAGCACAUGGCAAGGAUAGCGGAGGAGAAGGCUCGUGAGGCAGAGAGCAAAGCCCGUGCCCUCGAGCUGCGCCUGGGAGGGGAUCUCACGCGGGAGUCCAGGGUGAUGCUACGUCAAGUCCAAAACUCGGCAAUAACCAUGCGCCGGGAGGCUGAUGUCAAGAAAAGGAUCAAGGAUGCAAAGCAGAGGGCACUGAAGGAACCCAAAGAACUAAAUUUUAUUUUCGGUGUGAAUAUUGAGCACCGUGAAUUGGAUGGCAUGUUCAUUUAUAACUGCAGUCGUCUGAUAAAGAUGUAUGAGAAGGUGGGCCCACAGCUGGAGGGUGGCAUGGCUUGUGGUGGAGUGGUAGGUGUGGUGGAUGUGCCCUAUUUGGUUCUGGAGCCAACCCAUAAUAAACAAGAUUUCGCUGAUGCCAAAGAGUAUCGACAUCUGCUGAAGGCCAUGGGAGAGCAUUUGGCUCAGUAUUGGAAGGAUGUUGCUAUAGCCCAGAGAGGUAUCAUCAAGUUCUGGGAUGAAUUUGGUUAUUUGUCAGCAAACUGGAACCAGCCUCCAUCUACUGAACUGCGCUACAAACGCCGGAGAGCCAUGGAGAUCCCUACCACGAUUCAGUGCGAUGUAUGUCUGAAAUGGCGGACUCUCCCAUUCCAGCUUAGCUCAGUGGAGAAGAAUUACCCUGAUAGCUGGGUGUGCUCUAUGAACCCUGAUCCUGAACAAGACAGGUGUGAAGCUGCAGAGCAGAAGCAGAAGGUACCACUGGGAACUCUGAAGAAAGACUUGAAAUCACAGGAGGAAAAGCAGAAACAACUAUCAGAGAAAAUCCGCCAGCAGCAGGAAAAGCUGGAAGCUCUGCAGAAAACCACUCCAAUUCGAUCUCAAGCUGACUUAAAGAAACUGCCUCUGGAAGCAUCCACACGGCCUGCACGGGAGUCACAGACCCGACCUCAGCGCCCACGAUCUCCUCCUUUACCUGAUGUAAUCAAGAACGCUCCCAGCAGACCACCACCACGUAUGCCUCUUCCCAAGUCCACCAGUCAGCUGAAGAAGAGCUCUUCGGCUUGGCCAAAUAUCAGCACUCCCAAACUGGCAAGCAUCCUCUCCAAGGAGGAGGCCAGCACUUCCAGGACGCACCAGCACACUGUGACAGCUGGAAAGUCUAACAGCACUUUAAAAACUCUUGCCAAACCAAGUACAACAAUGAAACCAGCCUCUUCUGCCCUGCAGAACCCCAAAAGCUCACGUGAGACAUCCAAUACAAAAGCUGCCAAGAUUGCAGCACUAAAGAAAUCUGCCACUGUCAAAUCCCCACAGGCCUCCAGCACUCGGAAGAGGACCUUGAACAAUACAGAGGAUGGGUCUGAGGAGGAGGGGGAAUACAAGAAGGAGAAGACAAAACGAGGCAAAUUUGUGGCAGUGAAAGAAGAGAGGAAGGAUUCCAGUGAGGUGGUGGUUGAGCUCACAGACAGUGCUGGGGAAGAAGAGCUAGCAGAACUGAAGAAAGCUCAGAAAGAUAAAGGGCUUCAUGUGGAAGUGCGUGUGAACAAGGAGUGGUUCACAGGUCGUGUGACAGCUGUGGAAAUGGGCAAGCAUGCAGUACGCUGGAAGGUGAAGUUUGAUUAUGUUCCUACAGACACCACACCACGGGAUCGCUGGGUAGAGAAGGGCAGUGAGGAUGUGAGGUUGAUGAAGCCUCCCUCUCCUGAGUACCAGGCUCCAGAUACGCAGCAGGAAGAGGAGGUUGUUGGGGUCGAACCUUCUACCUCAGACUGUGUCAGAAUUGAGCCAGACACCACUGGUCCCAGCAGCAGCCAAGAAACAGUAGACUUACUAGUCCAGAUCCUUCGAAAUUGUUUGCGGUACUUCUUACCUCCGAAUUUUCCUAUCUCCAAGAAGGAGCUGAGUUCCAUGAGCUCAGAAGGGUUGUUGGCAUUUCCGUUGAAAGAAUAUUUCAAACAGUAUGAGGUAGGUCUGCAGAACUUGUGCAAUUCAUAUCAGACACGCGCAGAUGCUCGGGCUAAAGCCUGUGAAGAAAACCUUCGCAACACGGAGAGAAAGCUGAAGGAAACGGAGGAGAAACUGCAGAAGCUGAGGACUAACAUCGUGGCCCUUCUGCAGAAAGUGCAGGAGGACAUUGAUAUUAAUACAGAUGAUGAACUGGAUGCUUAUAUCGAGGACUUGAUCACGAAAGGAGAUUGAGCAGCCCCAGUACAAGUCCUGGAGAAGUGCACAGGAGCUGGUUACUGUGAUGGGAGGUGUGGAUUCCUGCAGUGGAGGACUACGGCAGCUGAUGAGGAGAGAUGGUUUUUAGUACUUACAUUGUCUUGGUGUACAACCUGUUCUCGUGACUACAUGAAAAAGACAUUUGUGCUGUUGGCAGGAAAAUUUUUAACGUUGUAGUUCUUUGAAUCUCUUCCUUUUCUUUAUAAAUAUUUAUUUUUAAAAGACUCUGCCUGAUAUGAUGGGAGGGUUGCUGUGUGUUUUUAGUGAGCUAAAAGUGAGUACCCUUUUUGCAUCUGGGGUAUAUUCAUAUGUUAACCCUGGAAGACCAGAACAUCCUGCCUGGCAGGUUGCCUCGAGGAAGAACCUGGCAGCAACUUAAAAACAAGCCUUGAGUUGUGGAAGAGGAGGUCAGGACUUAGGCUUCAAAGAUACUGAGCUUGGGCUAGAGAAAGGCAAGUCAGGAAUUUGAGCUACAUGGAGGAGAUCGAAACACAGUCCCUGUGUGAGGGUGAGUGGAGGGGAUGAAAUCUUGGUGGUUUGAGGGGGUUGGGUGUACAGGAGUGAGGUUCCCAAGUUGUCACCAUGCUAAGGUUCAGAGGCUGAGGAUCCUUUUAGAAGAGGAUGGCCUCCUAGGCGGCUCACAGUGGGUUGUGAUCACCAGAGGGAGAAAGUUGGAGUUCAGAUUCUUUUCUAGCAGUCACCUUAUUGCACACGUUUGCUGCUGUUUCUUUGAGACGUAAUUGCAAUGGCAGAAGAACUCCUCGACCAGCUGAAAAUAAAGUGACCCUCUGUUCUGUUGUCACUCCCUCAGGUUUGCGUUGCUUUGAUCAACUUGCUCUUCCAGGUAAUUUUUUUUAGAAUGCUGGAAUUUGGAGCCUUGCAUCACUGAGUCACAUCUGACCCUGGGUCAGCAGCAAGGACAAUACCUGUCUUUCAUCCAGCUGGAGGCUGCACUACAGCUCCUGGCAGACCAUUUGUGGCCAAGGUGACUCGGUUUGAGUUUGAUGGCUAGCCACCUUCUCAGGUCUGCUAGGACAAGAUGUCCAUGAACUUGGUGCUCAGAAAACUGAAAUCCUCUACAGCCUGGUGAUUCAAAGAAAUACAGCAUGACCAAGAGGUGCCCACCUUCAGGAACAUCAAAUUAAAUGGACCAUUGGUCUUCUUUUGACAGCUAAACGUGUAAUACAUGUUUUGCAAAAAAAAUUUCCAAAUUAAAGAUCUGUUGCGCAGAAAA
Calidris pugnax (ruff) is the source of this 9473-nucleotide messenger RNA. It is a transcript of the gene MORC2, whose product is annotated as MORC family CW-type zinc finger 2. Gene Ontology annotation, molecular function: zinc ion binding. The record is from RefSeq and is a predicted model, not a curated record. Gene Ontology annotation, cellular component: nucleus. NCBI's taxonomy places the organism in Eukaryota, Metazoa, Chordata, Aves, Charadriiformes, Scolopacidae. The coding region runs from base 5324 to 8215 and encodes 963 amino acids. The transcript is spliced from 25 exons.